Molecule: messenger RNA, 1459 nt
Organism: Rhineura floridana
Lineage: Eukaryota; Metazoa; Chordata; Lepidosauria; Squamata; Rhineuridae
Gene: ZC3H11D
Product: chromosome 8 C12orf50 homolog
Exons: 13
Coding region: 58-1371 (437 amino acids)
Source: RefSeq, a predicted model, not a curated record
UUUCAUUUAUGGAAGGAACAGCUGGUGCCAUUGAACUACAAGAGCCAUUAGGGAGCAAUGAAAAUAAGCGAACACUCCCAGUUUGAGGGGUCGUAUGAUGGCCUUUGUGAUGAUGUCAUAAGAACCAAGGGAUCAAAGUGCCGAUUCCGUCACUGUGAAAAAGCCAUUGGCAGUGACACCGUGUGCUCAUUAUGGAGAGAGGGGAGAUGUUCCCAUCAACUUUGCAAAUUUAGACAUAUGGAAAUACAGCAAAAGUACAACAGCAUCUCGUGUUUCUGGGAAACACAGCCUUUAGGCUGUGUGAGGAUCAGUUGUGUCUUCCAUCACCGGAAACCUCGUAACAUAAAUGGACUUUUUUUGCCACCUAGUAGUGAUUCUACAUUGCAAAGGGAAGUUCAGGAAAGGAUUUUACAUCCUGCCCAAAAUCAAGAUUCCACAAAAGGUCAAGAAAACACAUUAAGACCCAUUCAUCCUCCACUGAUUAUUACCAUCAACCUUGAGGAUGAAGAAGAGGAAGAACAGGAGGAGAAAUAUGCAUCUUAUUUAUUGUCUAAGACACCAGAAGACAUAGAAGAAGAAAAGGCAAUAAAGGAGAUGUGUUAUAAAUCUGGAGAAUACUACAGAAUUCAGACAUCUCAGGAAAACCACUCAACAAAAAACAUACCUUUGGUGCUGGAGAACAUGCUCUUGAAAACCAUGGAAUCUCGCAGAGAUUUACAAGAAGGUGAUGGUGUUGCAGUUCCAUCCAAAUUUAAUAUCAUAGAAAGGCAAACAGAGAUAACGGCAUCAUUGGACAGUAGCUCUAGAUCUGAACUUAGUGCCUUUGAAAAUGGAGGAGGUGAUUGUUAUUUGCCACAAAGAAGUAUAUUUGUUGCAGGGAUACAAAGCAAAGCAUUCAGUGGAGAAAAAGAAUUUACCAUGCUGAAGUGUUCAAACGUUAAAGCUGCAAGCCACGCUGAAAAUAUAAAGAAGCAUCAUUUUAAAGGAGUGAAGAAAAAGAAAUGGAUAUCAGAGGAACCCAAAAACCUUCCUAUCCCAUUGACAGCAAAAGCAGUUCAUACUUCAAACCCUAAAGGUAAAGGGAAUUACCAACAAAAUGAUCAAAGCAAGAAUGCUGAGAAUACUUCUUAUGUUCCUUCUCAGAGAGCCAACGGGAGAAGCAUUUCCUUGAGUUCUCCAGUGGCUGGAAGGUCACCAAAUCUGACCUUUGGUAAAGUUGGGGCAACCAAAGAAUCCAAGAUGAAUUUACCUACAGAGAGGUGCAGUUCAGCAUAUAAUAUACCAGCUUGGAGAAAAAGAAGCCUGCAUACUAAAGUAUAUACCAAAGCGGACAAAAUGCAUUCAGAGCCCAGAAGAAAUGGAAGCAGAUAAAAUGGAAGCAGAUUUGAAGGAGAGGAGAGGGUGAAAAAAGAAGUGAAAUUCUGCUAUUCCUACCAUCAAAAGAGGGGAAAAAAAGAAA